Messenger RNA from Cicer arietinum (chickpea), 1703 nucleotides. RefSeq lists its product as uncharacterized. The record is from RefSeq and is a predicted model, not a curated record. Gene Ontology annotation, cellular component: ribosome; large ribosomal subunit. Gene Ontology annotation, biological process: translation. Gene Ontology annotation, molecular function: acyltransferase activity, transferring groups other than amino-acyl groups; structural constituent of ribosome. NCBI's taxonomy places the organism in Eukaryota, Viridiplantae, Streptophyta, Magnoliopsida, Fabales, Fabaceae.
AACAUUCAUGGAACAUGAAAAUAUCAUUGGCUCGUGUAAUAUGCUAUUAUUUUUCUGGCACAUGAUUUGUUUCCCUUUGAAAUCCACGAAUUAUAUGCACCUUUUCAUUCCUCGCGUCACAUAUACAUCAUCAUAUGGCUAUUUGUGCCUUAAUAUAUAUAGCUUAUAUAAUUCUGUGAAACCACAUGAAUAAUAUCAUUGCUUUGGUACUACUCAUAGGAAUAGGUACAUAGUGUUGUUGUAUCCUCCAAUUCUUUCUACAUAAAAAUGGCAACCACAGUAAGUACUAUAUGCAAAAGAACCGUGGUGAGCACAAAGGCAGUUGAAGCAGGGAAGUACCUACCCUUAUCAGUUUUGGAUCGUUUGAUGGAGAAAAACCGUAUUAGGAUGGUGUACUAUUACCAAACUUCAGGAGAUUUAGAGCUUGGAAUAUUGACCAAGAAGUUGAGAGAGACUUUGUCAGAGAUGCUUAUUCAUUUCCCUAUAGUGACUGGAAGGUUGUUAAGAGAUGAUGUAGGGCAUUGGAGGAUCAAGUGUAAUGAUGCUGGUGUUAGAAUGGUGGAGUCAAAAGCUAAGGGGAGUGUGGAAGGGUGGCUAAGAAAUGUGGAUAGGGAAAAGGAACUCAAACUUGUUUAUUGGGAAGACAUUCCUCAAAAGCCUUAUUAUUGGUCCACUUUUUAUGUCCAGCUGACUGAAUUUGAAGAAGGUGGAUUAGCAAUUGGCCUAAGUUGCACUCACCUCUUGGCAGAUUCCAUUUGUGCAACAAGAUUCAUGAAGACUUGGGCUGACAUUUCAUUAGGCAACAAAAUGAUUUCUCUUCCAAUAUUCCAUCCUUUACCUUCUCAAAAAUCACAAAACAAAAAACUCAAUAAUAACCAAUAUAUGGGCUUAAUAGCUCACUAUAAAUCUUCAAUUGAGAAGCCCAUUUCUAUCAAGGAAGCAAGGUACACUACCAUUUCCAUGGGCUUUUCAGAUCACAUGGUUCAGGCUUGCAUGUCCAUGGCCCAACCCAGUGGCCCAUCAAGCCCAAAACCAACAACACCCUUUGAAGCACUAGCAGGGUUAUUUUGGGUCGCUUUAAGCAAGAUCAAAGGAAUUAAAAAUGGGCUUGUUGACAUGUCUAUAUGUUUGGAUGUAAGAAAAAUAUUGGGCUUAGAUAAAGGAUUCUUUGGGAACUCCAUGAUAUAUAAUAAGGUGCAUUUAGAAGGAAAUUUCAAUUUGGAUGAGAACAAAUUUCCACAUGCUACUAGGGCUAUAAGGGAUGUUGUGGCUACAAUUGACAAUGAGGGAAUUAUGGAUCUAAUUGAUUGGUUUGAAAAUAAUGAUAUAAAUUCAUCACCAAUGAUGAAUGGUCAUGAUUUGGUUUGUACUAGCUUAGAGAAUGUGAACCCUUAUUUAGCUAUGUUUGAAGAAAGAUUAAAACCAAUUCGUGUGUCUUAUUACAUAGAGCCAAUUUUUGGUGAAGGACAUAUUUUGAUUUUCCCAACACCACAUGAUGAAGGUCCCUUAGGAAGGGUAGUAAUGGUGACACUUCAAGAAGAGGAGGCAAUUAAGCUUUGUGAAGAUGAACUUAUUUCACAAUUCUCACCCACUAUCUUGAUGAAUUGUGUCAAUAAAUAUUAAUCAUGCUUUAUGUAUAUGUCUGUCGAUGUCAAUAAUGAUGACAUUAGCUUGAAAUGAAAUAAAACUAAAUUUGGGUUUAA